GUUGGAUCCCUACGAUCGCUCACAUUGAUCCAACUCGCACUCCGAUCGGUUUAGAGGGUGGGUGUGGCUGCAAUGACAGAUCUCCGGUCGAUAACCUGGUAGCCAACAGCCCACCACCGCCACCUCCAUCGCCAUGGCUGCUGUUCUUCGUUUCCUCAUCGCAGUCCUCCUGUUUUCCUCUAUAGCCUCCGCCUCACUCAGCCAAGAAGAAGAAGAAGAAUUCUCAGAAGAACUGCUGCUGAAACCUCUGGCCGAUCGCAAAGUGCUCGCGCAUUUCCACUUCGAAAGCAAAGCUCCUCCCACGAGAACUUAUGGCCACCACCACCGCCUCUUCCCGAAAGCUCUUUAUCAGCUGGUCCAGAAAUUUCGGAUUCGGGAGAUGGAGUUGUCCUUCACUCAAGGUCGCUGGAAUUACGAACGCUGGGGUGGGUUUGACCCCAUAUCAAGCAGCAAUGCAAAGCCGCCUGGGGUUGAGUUGUGGGCAGUCUUUGAUGUCCCACAUGAUCUGGUUGAUGCUUCCUGGAAAAAUUUAACUCACACACUUUCGGGUCUCUUUUGUGCUUCAAUCAACUUCCUAGAGUCUUCUACUGCAUAUUCUGCUCCUGAUUGGGGAUUUCAGCCAUUUUCUGGCAGUCUGAGGUAUGGCUCUUUGCCUCGUGAAGCUGUUUGCACUGAGAACCUAACUCCCUGGUUGAAGUUGCUUCCUUGUCGAGAUAAAGCUGGGCUAGCUGCAUUAAUGGACAGACCAUCUAUUUAUAGAGGCUUUUAUCAUUCCCAGAGGUUGCGUUUGAGCUCAACCGAAUUUGGCUCAACGGAGGUAGAAUCGGGGAUAGCACUUGAUCAAACCCUUACAGUUGUUCUUCAACCUACUACUUCUCAAAGAGCUAGCAUGACUUAUUCCAGUGACUCAGUAUUACAACCCAGUUGGUCUUUGAGCUCAAUUUUUGGGAGGAAAGUCAGUGGAAGAUGUGUUCUUGCAAAAUCUAGUAAUGUGUAUGUUCAAGUUGAGAGGGGUUUGGUGUCUGAACUGAAAAAUUUGCAUGCAGAAGAUGAAGGAUCUGGGGCUGGUAAUGUAACCUUUGAAAAGACUUGGAAUAACCCAGGCUUUGAAUUAUCCAUUGCCCCAAAUAGGGUGAUUAAAGAAGUGAAUAUCUUGCAUGAUGAUACCUCAAUAGUUCUGUAUGAAUACUUGAUUGAUAACUAUAGUAAUUCCGAGCCAUUUGAUUUGGGGUUUACAUGGAAGUUUCCUGUAGUUUGGUCAUCUCCUCAAGCACCAUUACAUGCUAGUAGAUUUUUAAUGGGAAGUGGAAAUGAAAGGGGUGCCAUUGCUAUUUCCUUAAAAGCUACUGAACCAAGUGAUGGGCUCUGUGUUGCUGAUACCAUUGAAAACAGUUGUAUGUUGCGGUUUAAUGUUUUCCAAGUUGUGCCCUGGUAUGUUAGGGUAUAUUUUCAUACCCUACAAGUGUUUGUUGAUGGAAAACCUCAAUCUGUCACGGAUUUCAUUGAGAGGAUGCGCAUUUCACCUUCUGAAGACAAGGUGUCACCAGGGGUGAUGGAGAUGGCCCUUAAACUCCCUUGUUGUGUGAAGUCAGUUACAUUAACUCUAGAGUUUGAUAAGGGUUUUUUGCACAUUGAUGAAUAUCCUCCAGAUGCAAAUCAGGGUUUUGACAUCCCAUCAGCUGUGAUAAGCUUCCCUGACUUCCAUGCAAGCAUGCAUUUUCUAAAGGAUGACUCUUUGAACAAGUCACCCUUGUUAUCAAAAUUCCAGGAAAAAAGUCCUGUUCUCUGUUAUACAGAAGUGUUACUUGUACCAUUGACCACUCCUGAUUUUAGCAUGCCUUAUAAUGUCAUCACGAUUACAUGCACAGUAUUUGCUUUAUAUUUUGGAUCACUGCUCAAUGUCCUUCGAAGGCGUGUUGGUGAGGAAGAAAGAUUUUUAAAAAGAAAAGAUUCCAAGAAGACUGGUCGGCUUGGUCAGCUGCUAUCCAAGUUGUUUGCUAAGCUGAGAGGAAAAUCAUGGGAACCUACCCAAACGCAAUCAGCUUCAUCAUCCUUAAUUAGUUCUAAGCUAAUAUUCAAAGUCAUAUUAGUGGCUGGGAUUGCUGCUGGUUGGCAGUAUUAUUCUGGAUGACCUCCAGAGGAGCCUUCCAAAAGGUAUCCUCUUGUACAAUAUGUGCUAAAAGAAAUUGCAAUCACAGAUUUUUAAAGAAAAGUUUUCUAUGAUAGACAGUGCUCGUCCAGGUUUUAACCAAUUUUGUAUCAUUUUUAAGUGAAUUACAGAUAACACAUCUACCACUCAUUGUCAACCUCUAAAUUAUUUGAUAAAAUUCAAGAAAUACAAAUCUUUUCUCGGAUUGCACUGGA
Messenger RNA from Vitis riparia (riverbank grape), 2364 nucleotides. RefSeq names its product GPI transamidase component PIG-T. Bases 134 to 2131 code for a protein of 665 amino acids. Lineage: Eukaryota; Viridiplantae; Streptophyta; Magnoliopsida; Vitales; Vitaceae. Gene Ontology annotation, cellular component: GPI-anchor transamidase complex. The transcript has 5 exons. The record is from RefSeq and is a predicted model, not a curated record. Gene Ontology annotation, biological process: attachment of GPI anchor to protein.